AUGAAGAUUUGCAUCCUACUACUUUUUAUAUGUAAAAACGUAUUAUCCUUUAAAAUUAAAAAAAAUGUUUCAAAUAAUUUUAUAAAAAUUAAAAGUAUCUAUAAAGGUACUUUUUACAAAAGAAAUAUAACACUACAAGCACAUACAAAUAAAAAUUUCAGAAAGUUAGGAAGAAAUGCAUCACAAAGAAGAGCUUUACUGAGAGCUUUAACAACAAGUUUAUUGAGACAUGGUAAAAUUAUAACAACAGAAGCAAAAGCUAAGGAAGCAAGAAGAAAAGUAGAUAGAAUAAUAACAUAUGCAAAAAGACAUGAUAAUAAUAAACAGUAUGCUUAUAGAUUAAUAGCUAAUUAUGUUUAUGAUAGAGAAUUAGCAAAUAACAUAGUUAAACAGGCUCCAAUUAAGUAUAAAGAAAGAAAUGGGGGAUAUACAAAAAUAACACUUUUACCUAAAAGUAGAAAAGGAGAUGCAGCAAGAAUGGCUGUAUUAGAACUUCUUUAA
Molecule: messenger RNA, 501 nt
Organism: Plasmodium gallinaceum
Lineage: Eukaryota; Apicomplexa; Aconoidasida; Haemosporida; Plasmodiidae
Product: 50S ribosomal protein L17, apicoplast, putative
Exons: 3
Coding region: 1-501 (166 amino acids)
Biological process (GO): translation
Cellular component (GO): ribosome; large ribosomal subunit
Molecular function (GO): structural constituent of ribosome
Source: RefSeq, a predicted model, not a curated record